This is a messenger RNA of Diachasma alloeum, 2892 nucleotides long. RefSeq lists its product as uncharacterized. Bases 1241 to 2734 code for a protein of 497 amino acids. The transcript is spliced from 2 exons. The record is from RefSeq and is a predicted model, not a curated record. Lineage: Eukaryota; Metazoa; Arthropoda; Insecta; Hymenoptera; Braconidae.
AUACGACGAAAAUCCAACUGUGUUUUAUCUAUUUAUCCAAUGUUGUCCAAUUUAAAAGUUUAAAUUGAAAAAAUGUCCAGAAAAAAUCUUAAUGAAUUGGGGACAAGGCGAAGACGUGAUAUUUUGAAUCAACUUAUGAGAGAUUCAAGGAACGAAGCGGAACAUUCAGGACGUAAUGAAGAAAUUCUUCAAAACUGUUCACCUAACGCUGAAAUCGAUGAGGGAACUUUGGAAGGCCAAAGUCAUGCAGAAUGUCGACACAACCUACAAAUGGAGUACGACGUCUUAGGCGAAGACCAAGCAAGCCCGCCAGAACUACCAGGCAGAGAAUUGGAGGAAAAUGAAUCUUCGGAGGAUGAAUGUGAAUAUUGGGAUGCAGAAUACGAAUUGAAUGAACAGAAUGAAUGGUCAGAGCAGGAAGAUGAAGAAAACGAGCAGGAGAAUCGCGGAUGUAGAGAAAAUGAAGAGGAGUUUCGUAGGAGGCAGCGUGAAAAUGAUGACGAUGAGGACUUUUAUGAUCAACGACCAUUGUAUCGUGGAGCUCCUUUGAAUGUGGGGGAGAGUAUGUUGCUCAUCUUGACAUUACUUCUUCGCCAUAACCUCAAUUAUCUCUGUUUGGCUGAUAUCAUGACUGUUAUAAAUCUACAUUGUCUGCAACAGAAUCUGAAGAAAAAUAGCUUAACCAAAUUCCAAAAGUAUUUUUCAUUAAAUGAAAAUGAAAUGAAAAAGCAUCAUUAUUGUGCAACGUGCUUGAGACCAUUAACUUCUGCAAAUGAUGUGUGUCCAUCUUGCCCAAAGAAAAAAAUCGCCUAUUUUGUUGAGAUGCCCUUUCUCAAUCAACUGGAAGAAAUGUACAAAAGAGAUAAUUUUUAUGAUUGUUUACAAUGGAGAUUGAGAAGACAGAGGAAUGCACCUGACGGGAUUUCGGAUAUCUAUGAUGGAUCGUUAUACGAAGAGUGGAUGAACAACGGAUUUUUAAGCAAUCCACACAAUAUCUCUUUCAGUUGGUAUACUGAUGGAAUACCUGUAUUCAAAUCAUCCAAGGUCGGCGUUUGGCCUUUAUAUUUAACCAUCAAUGAACUGCCUCUUUGACAUGAGGAAGAAAAAGGAAAACACUUUGCUUGCUGGUCUUUAGUAUGGAGAUAAAAAACCAAAUGCCAAUGAAUUUGUUUAUUCAUUCCGCGAUACAUUCAAGCAGAUAGCAACUGGUGUUCGAAUAUUUGUUCCUAGUGAAAAUGGAAUGAUUACAGUACGAGGUCUGCUACUAAUGGGAACUUGUGAUCUGCCAGCAAAAGCUGAAUUUUUGAAUUUCAUUCAGUUCAAUGGGAAUUAUGGGUGUCCAGCCUGUUUUUCAAAAGGAGAAAAUGUGCCUACUGAGAAUGAAGGCUCAGUGCAUGUAUACCCAUAUGAGGCUGAGCCAGAAAUGCGAACUUCAGAAGUCUGCGUAGAAUAUGGCAAUAUCGCUAGUCCUGAAAGACCCGUCAUGGGGAUCAGGGGUCCAAACGCUUUCUCAAAGAUCAUGCCAGAUUUCAUGAAGGGAUUAGCGAUUGAUAAAAUGCAUUGCAUCGAAGGUGGAGUUGUUAAAAAAUUGUUGACUUUAUUAUUCGACGUCAAAUACCGUUUUCGUCCAUUCUCUCUAUAUCACGUUAUCGAUGUCAUAAAUACUCGAUUGAUUAAUAUUAAACCACCGAAAUUUGUGCAUCGUAUGCCUCGUUCCAUCCAAGAUUUAACCCACUGGAAAGCUUCAGAGUUAAAACUAUGGUUUUUUUAUUAUUCAAUUCCAGUUUUUCAUGGGGUUAUGAGACAAGAUUUCUUUGAGCAUUAUCUCCUAUUAGUAGUAUCAAUAUCUUUGCUAAAUGGUAACUUCAUCAACACAGAAAUGAGAGAAAUAGCUCAUGAUAUGUUGCAUAAAUUUGUGAAAGAGUUUGAAUUGAAAUACGGUCUAGAAUUUUGUACAAUAAAUAUACAUCAAUUACUGCAUCUAGCAGUUUCCGUAAAAAUUCAUGGUCCAUUAUGGGCGCAUUCAUGCUUUGAAUAUGAAAACUUAAAUGGCCAAUUUCUGAAGUUAGUCCAUGGCACAUGGCACCUCGAUACACAAAUAGUCAAAUCCCACGCUCAGUUCAUAAAAAUGAGAAAAUUUAUUGAGCGUCUUCCAGAAGGCCCACUCAGAGAUUUCUGUUUACAUCAAAAACGUCAGGUCAAAUUAAUUGAGAGAAUUAUUCCUCAUUGUUACAGUGUAGGAUAUUAUAAAAAUAUGACGGAUGAUAUGAGUGAUAGAAUUCGCAAUGCAUUGCAAAAUUCUCAUUUAGCACAAUUCACAUUUAUAUGGCAGUACCUGAGGCUGUUGAAAGAUCAACAGCUCUAUGUAGCAGAAUUAUAUCCAAAAGAUUUGCAAACUGAAUCUUACAUAAUUGAAUAUCUUGAUAAUGGGAAAAGGGAACUAGGUUCAGUCCAUUGUUUCUUAAAGAUUGUUAUAAGAUGCGAAUGUCGUCAAAUUGUUUGUCAGUGCCAGGGUCAUCAUGUUGCAGUCAUAAAACAACUCGAAGCUUAUGACUCAUUUGUUGCUGAAGGUAAUCAAUACACUCGACCCACAGGACAUUUUUUGAAUAAGUGCCGCAUAACUGACAAUCUACUUGCUAUCAAUAUUACUCAAAUAGAAAAUGUCUGUGUGCGAAUGGUAAUUGAUGGGGAACUUUAUAUUGCAAUACCUGUCAAUAAUAAGGAACGUGAAUGAAAUCGAAUGUAUCGAUUUACUUUCUGUUCAAAUAUUUCUUAUAAUUAUUGGAAAAUGUUUCAAAUAAAAGAGGAAGUUUUAUGCCGUCAAAACUGAAGUUUUCAUUUACAAUUAAAAACAAAAGAAUAAUAAUCAUGCACUUCCGAAAUAUUUUUUUC